Molecule: messenger RNA, 5437 nt
Organism: Mercenaria mercenaria
Lineage: Eukaryota; Metazoa; Mollusca; Bivalvia; Venerida; Veneridae
Product: cytochrome P450 20A1-like
Exons: 11
Coding region: 95-1495 (466 amino acids)
Cellular component (GO): membrane
Molecular function (GO): iron ion binding; heme binding; oxidoreductase activity, acting on paired donors, with incorporation or reduction of molecular oxygen
Source: RefSeq, a predicted model, not a curated record
ACAAGCGUCGCAUCAACACUGAUCAAAAUUUGCAACGUAGAUUGUUUAUGAACAAUAUUCGGCAUUUUUUGCAGUGACAGUACAAUAAAACAGAAUGCUUGCAUUCGCAAUAUUUGCUGUAACAUUUGUUGGUUUAUUAAUUGGUGUUGUCGCCUAUUUGUAUCCGAGUUCCAAGAAUCCGUCAACAGUACCUGGCUUGGAUCCUGUAUCUAAAGAAGAUGGUAACCUCGGAGACAUUGCGAAGACCGGAAGUCUGCAUGAGUUCUUGUUAGAUCUUCACAAGCAGUUUGGACCAAUAGCCUCAUUCUGGUGGGGACCACGUUAUGUUGUCAGCAUUGCUAAUGCAGACCUGUUUAAACAACAUCAUAAUGUAUUUGACAGGCCACCGGAAUUAUUUGAGAUGUAUCAGCCCCUGGUUGGAGCAAAGUGUAUCCAGUUUGCUAAUGGAGAGGAUGGAAGAGCUCGUCGUAAUUUAUAUGACAAAUGUUUAACACAUGAAGCAAUUCGAAAGUACUUCAUCAUAUUUCAAGAGAUUGCAGAUGAGUUGGCCAAGAAAUGGGAGACAAUGUUGAAUGAUGAACAUAUUGCCCUGACAGAGUACAUGUAUGCUUUUGCAUUGAAAGCAUUCUUUGCGUCACUGUUUGGAGAGAAAAUGAAAGAUGACAAAACAGUUCUAGAAUUCAGGAGCAUAUAUGAUGUGAUUUGGGCAGAGUUUGAGCACAAACUGACAGAGCCUCCCAGUGAAGCUAGAAAUAAGAUUAUUGUUGAUGGAACGAAGAAACUUGCAACUAUUGUCAACCGUAUGGUACAACACCGGAAGGAUGACCCUCCUCAACACGGGGAGGAAUUAUUAUUGGAUUUGUUGUUGGACUACUCGGAUGAUGAAGAAUUACAAAAUGCUGACGCUUUAGCUUAUGUCCUUGGAGGAUAUCAUACCACAGGAAAUUUGUUGUCCUGGGCAAUUUACUUCCUUGCUACUCAUCCUGAUUGUCAGGACAAGGUUGUUGAUGAGAUCAAGAAAGUUCUUGGAGAUGAUGAGGUUGAUCACGCAAGUAUUGGAGAUUUGGAGUAUUUGAGACAUGUUAUAGAUGAGACUCUGAGGUGUGCAGUGAUUGCCCCUAUGGCAGCAAGGUUCCAGGACGUUGACUCAGAACUGGGCGGACACAGAAUACCAAAAAAUACUCCUGUGAUACAUGCUCUUGGUGUGGCUGCUAAGGAUGAGACAGUAUUUGCCCAGCCAGAUAAAUUUGAUCCGGACAGAUUCACACAUGAACAUGCCAGGGAGCGGCCACAUCUGGCAUUUUCACCAUUUGGCUUUGCUGGAAAACGUGUUUGUCCGGGACAGAGAUACGCCUAUGCUGGAGCAACAGUAGCUUUGGUGACCUUACUGAGAAAGUUCAAGGUCAAGAUGGUUGAAGGUCAGAUAAUUGAACAAGUCCAUGGAUUUGUAACACAUCCCAGUGAGGAAAUUUGGAUAACCAUUUUAAAGAGAUAGAUAGGGAAAUAUGUCAGUGAGAAUAGACUGAAAAAUGUUUAAACGACUGCAAGUUUAUUUCAUUAUAUGUAUAGUUAUAUAUAAUAGAAUCAAGUCCAGCACAGCAAAUAUAGCAUUUUAAGGAGUUCAACCCGAUUCAGCUGUAUUGUAGAUUUGUUUGAAUUCGUAGCACUUAAUCUUUGUAUGUCACAAUGGAAACCUUUCUUUAUUUGAUUUCUCAACUGGCAUCAACUUAGAUGAACUUGUUUAAAGGUUUGAGAUUUAAAAAAAAAAAGAUUAUCUAAGGUUAAUUGCAUAAAAAGUGAGAUGUUGAUCAAUCAUUGGCGUAAAAUCUCCAUAAUGAAAGACAAAUUGUUAAAAACUUAUUGGGAAAAGUGCUUUUUCAUUUCUGUCUUUAAAUGAAGUUCUGUGAUGUAACAGUUAUUUUACUAGAAAAAUAAAUUAUGCUGGUUGUGGAUAGAAGAAUAUUUUGAAGAAAAAAUAGUGUAUGCACUGAUCACCUUUAAAUGCAUAAGUACAAUUUAUUGUUUUAGCAAAAUUUAUUGAAUUAUAAUCCUUUGCAAUAUUCUCUCUUCACCCCCCCCCGCCCCCCACACCCCAACCAGCCCACCAGCCCAUUAUGAAACCCCUGCUUUUCAAUGUUAUCCAAGAAGUAAAGACAGUGAUCUUCUCUUUGUAUCAAGUAUGUGUAAUAGUAACCAGAUGUGCUUGUUGCAUCAUAUUGGAUCUGUUUAGACUUAAAUAAUUGGCAAGGAGUAGAAAACUAAUAAUUGCCAUUUUCCUGCACAUUAUAUUUGGUCUGUUUAGACUUAGACAAUUGGCAAGAGGUAGAAAACUAAUAAUUGCCAUUUUCCUGCUCAUUAUAUUUUGUCUGCUUAGACUUAAUUGACAAGAGGUAGAAAACUAAUUAUUGCCAUUUUCCAGCACAUUAUAUUAGGUCUGUUUAGACCUAGAUAAUUGGCAAGAGGUAGAAAACUAACGAUUGCCAUUUUCCUGCACAUUAUAUUUCGUCUGUUUAGACUUAAUUAAUUGACAAGAGCUAGAAAACUAAUGAUCGCCAUUUUCCAUGUUUUCCUGCACAUUAUAUUUGGUAUGUUUAUUUUAAUUAAUUGACAAGAGAAUUUGUUUAGACUUAAUUAAUUGACAAGUGGUUGAAAACUGAAUUGUCAUUUUCACAUGCUGGCUAUCAAGUCCAUCUUGGACCAAAAGCAACAGUCCUAUGUGUCCUUAGUAAUGUCCCUAUGUCAAAUUGAACUGAUCUAUGAACAGUCAGCAGGAAUAUUAGGGAGGUUGGUAGUGGACUAAAGUAUAUACACCCAGUAUCACAUCCAAAAUACACUUUACAAAGAAUGCAAGCAAUCGUUUUUGACUGCAUUAGAUAAAUGACUAUUGAAUGUAUUAAUUCUCACAAAUAUACAGUCAAACCUGUCUAUAAAGACCGCCCUUGGGAGAGCCAAAACGUGGUCUUUAUUGGAAGAUGGUCUUUAUCCACAGGUUAAAAAACACUGUAAAUGUUAAAACGGGUAACAAAACAUGUGGUCUUUAGAGCCAGGUGGUCUCUGUUCAGAGGUGGUCUUUAACACAGGUUUGACUGUAUGUGGAUUGAAUAAGUCUGACAUCUGUCAAUUAACAGCCUUAUUUACAUUACUCUAAACAGACCCAAUGAUGCCAAAUAUUAUGUCAACCUGACAUCAAUAUUGCCAUGUUUUAAUGAAAAUAUGCAUAGAUUGUUCAAAGUAUAAUGUUAAAUAAUGUCAUCAGUCUCGUCUGAGAGAUAAUUGCUUUCAACAGUUGCACUGCCACCCUGAAAGUCUAACAAUCUCAGCCAAAGCCUGGCCAAAGCUGGCACUUUCAGCAUAAAUUUUGACAAUACUGCUGCUCUACAUCACCAUAUUAAAGCAUAUUUAUUCUGCUAAAUAAAUGACAAAAUGACAAAAUGUGCAAGUUUAGUUUAACAUAUUAAUUGAGAAAGUGUCCAAGAAAUAGAUUGUAAUGUAACAGAAAUAUCUAUUGUUAAUUAAACACACUGUAUUUUCAUUUAGACAUUUUUUUAUUCUGUAAAUGUAUGAUGUAAGUGUAAUACAGGUAUUUUCAUGUGUGUUGUAAAUGACAGGGACUUAUGUGGUCUCAGAUAUACAUUUUCACUAUUGUUGUUCAAUUUCUUAAAUCAAGCAUAUUUGCUUCAGUUGAUUUUUUAUUUACCAGAACCAAUUUCCUGUAAUCUAGAUCAGAAGAAUUAAAUUUUUUAAAUGGGACAUUGUCCACGUAUGUUUCUUAACAGGUAGAAAUGAACUCCUUGAAUUUCUGAUUGAUGAUAAGCCAUUCUAGUCAAAAUUUAAUUUUUUUUUGGAUAUACAUGUCUUUUCUCUGAAACUUACGUACUAGGUAUUUAAUCAGGGAUCAAAAUUAUGUUCCUGUGAUAUUUUUAAAUUAAUGAUGCCACCUAUAUCUCAUUUCUUUAACCCUUACCCUGCUAAAUUUCUAUAAUGAACUUGUCCAUUUUUCAAUCUGGACAGUACCAUUGACUGUUAAAAGGGAUGCUUAUCAAAUAGAUACUGACUAAGCAGCGAACAGUGCCGAUCUUGAUCAGACUGCACAGAUGUGCAGGCUGAUCAAGAUCUACACUGGUCGCAAAGGCAGAAUCACUUGCUGCCAGCAGGCUAAAGGUUAAAGAUAUUUUUUCUUUUUUUGGAGCGGGUUUGGGUUGUAUGGUGAGUUGAUAAGGAUAGUACUAUGUUAACAAAGUAGACUAGUGGUUUAGGUAGCUGACUUUGAACCAUUUGCCCCGAACAGCUUUGUGUUUGAAACCUUGGCUGUGGUGUGGAUCGGAGCCUACCGUCUGGGAUACAGAAUGUUGUUGUACUACCCAUGCAGGUGCUUGCCCGUGCCUAAAGUGUCACAGGCUAGCUUACAGUUUCUUUGUCUGAGUUGGGAAUUGAAUGCAGGUUGCCUUGGCAAUAAAAACUUUUCUACCAUCUCGACCUGUACACUAUAAACAACAGUUUUGUAUAACUUUUUAUAAUUAAGGCAGUUUGCCUUCGUUACCCUGUAACAAAUACAUUUCAAUUAUGAAUGGAAAAAUUAAAAAAAAAAACAACUAAUUCUCAUGUCAUUCCAUAACAUGUUAUUUGUAAGUAACUAAGUUUCAAAGUCUUCAUAAGAAAUGUCGCAUCUUAAAUUUUUUAUUUUUCUUAGUUGUACGAUCUGAAGUUUAGUCCCUGCAAAUGCUUACAAACUUUUUCAGGCUAUUAUUUCUCAUAGGGAGGCUCUGUUGGAGUCACACUUGUCCAUUACUCCAUUUGUCCAGAGACUUAUCUCCUUAACUAUUUACAGAAUUUUCAAAUAAUUAAAUGUUCUUUAUCAUAGUAUGACGAGACACACUCAUGAUCCAGGUCACUAAGUCAGUGUCACAUUUGUAGGUCAUAUGUCAAAUAGCUUUAUUUUAGGUCUGUUCCAUAUCUUCUAAACUGCUGGAGAAAGAUUUUCGUAAAACUUCGCAUUAUUUUCUUUUUACCUCAUCAAGACGACAUGUAGAUUGUAAGAUACAGAUCACAAGGUCCAUCCUGUUUCCCAGUACAAAAGAAGUUUUUUGGGGUGUUAAUCACCUUCAGUGAUAGCUCCAGCUAUAACUUAUAUUGUGAACAAUGUUUAUUGCACAUCUUGCAAUGGCUUUAUUUAAUUUUGUUAAGGCUGGAAGCAUUUUAUGUUAGUGUUUAUGUAUUAUGUUGCAUAUGUACAUGUAUGAAAUGGAGAAUCAUACUGCUUGAUGUUAGUUUAUUGCUUUUCAUAUAAUUUGGUAAUUGGGGCAACUUAGAUUGAAUAAUCAUGGUUGUAAAUGAGUAUGUGUUCACGGAGUAUGUGUUCGUGCUUUUUUGGUGCAAGAAGAAUAACUGUAAAUUACUAGUCCUUGUUAAUGUAAUGAUCAAAAUAAAGAGCUUACAA